Molecule: messenger RNA, 7695 nt
Organism: Toxoplasma gondii ME49
Lineage: Eukaryota; Apicomplexa; Conoidasida; Eucoccidiorida; Sarcocystidae
Exons: 5
Coding region: 1050-6863 (1937 amino acids)
Source: RefSeq, a predicted model, not a curated record
CAACUUCUUCUCUUCUCUCCUUUCUGCUUUCUCUCUCCGCUAGCCGCCUUGCAUGCGCGGUUCUCGGCGCGUCCGAGCCCGCUUGGCUGCUGCGCUGGACCUGCAAAGUUUUCGGGGCACCGCGCGCCACUCGAAUUGCGGAGCAAUCGUGUUUCCUUCUCGUGUUUUCUGUUUCUUCGUUUCGCUGACCUUCUGCCAAGUCGGUCUGAAACUUCUUCGUCGACUGGAAAUCCUCCUUGGCCCUCCUUCCGACACACGAGAGGCGUGGAUAGGCGUGGAUACCACAUGCAAUUUAGACACCCCGCGGGGUAGAGGUCUUACUUUCUCGCCCUCUUCUUUCGUGUCUCUCCGUCUCGCUUCCGUCUCGUCAUUCGCCUCUUGUUCCUUCUCUACUCUCUCUCUUCUCCAGUCUCCUUCCUUUGGUCGGUCGCCCGUUUUCCGCCGCUCGCUUCUCUCAUUUUCGGGACCGCUCCCUGGGGCCGGGCCGCAUGCACUACCAAUUCCAGAGGCUACGACCGGUUCGUCCUGCCGCUUUACUUCUUUGCGCCAGAGAGAGCGUGGAACCUGGCUCGGUUCUCAGAACAGAGUCACCACUUGAAUUGUCUUUUUGCGACACCCGGCGACGCACCCGGUGAUGCCGUGUGAAGAACCCCAGGGCGCGCCGUGUGCGCUUUCGUCAGUUAGUUACCUGUAAAUGCAGAAUUCGAGGGUCUUCUGUGUCGCCGUGGGCGCUUUCCAAGUCGAAUCAGAGACAGACCCGCAUCUGCAGCAGCCCGGAGCGAGCGCGAGAAGGUCGACUCGGGGCAGGCAGUCUCUCUCGUCUCUCUCUCCUUCGCUGUCUGUGGUCGUUCAGAGCCGCUCAUCACAAGGAAGAUACUUUGCGAGUCUGCGAAGCCUGGCUUUCCAGAACGAACAUCUGCACCUGCAUGCUGCGCCUGGUCCAAGAGACAUCGCAAAAUGAUAGUGCGCAACUUUCGAGCGUCGAUCGUGCAGUGAAGAAUCCGUAUCUACGUUGUUUUCAUCCCUCUCUCUCUCUGUGAGGGGGCAAGAUGUACCCCCCGCCGCCCUCGCCUCUCAGCGGGAGGGCUGCUGCGCCCCCCGAACCGGCGCCGCCUCCUCAAGGUUUUCUUCCUCAGGGACCUUCCGCCUUUCCGCCGCCGCCGGCUUACUUCUCAAGUGAACCGCGGCCGCCCAGCGUUUCACAUCGAACCCCGCAGGUCGGUGGCUUUCCUUUUUCUCCUCAGGCGCAGUUCUCGACCUACGCGCCCGCGAGACCGCUGCCGGCUGGCGACCUCCACGAGCGCUCCGGAGGACGCGUCACUUUCUCCUCGGCGGCUGCUUUCCAGACUUGUCCCAACCCCCCAGUCUCCCACAGACUGAGCGCGACGGCCUCCAGUGCGCGCUUGCAUGCAGUGAACAUUCUUAGGGGUGGAGCUGAAAGAGACUGUCGCCCCUCAGGGACGCUGCGCCUGUCUCAGACGGCGGGAGGUGAUGGGCUAUCUGGCGAAGAGGCUGUGGAGCUUGGAAACUUCUCUGGACUCCGACAGCCAGAGACAGGCGGCCCCGGCCUUGACGCUCUGCGCCUGUCGGAGUCAGCAGAUCCUCUCUCUCGGAGCUCAAACGCGUACGAUACGCGCCCCGGUCCGCAGAUCCACGCCCAUCCCACUCCACCCUUCGCUGCUUCCUUCAGUGCGUCCGCACAACUGAAUUCUGCCUCCUUCAACGCUGCCUCCUUCAACGCUGCCUCGUUCAACUCUGCCUCCUUCAACUCUGCCUCCUUCAACUCUGCAUCCUUUAAUUCUGCCUCCUUCAAUUCUUCGUCCUUCGCUUCGUCAUUUUCUGCCGCGACUGCAUGCGCAGGCGCGGGGGGCGGAUUCGUCGCCGAGAGGGGUGCGGAGUCCGGCCCGCUCUCUCAGGUGUACGUACAGGGGAAGAAUGUGUACGGCGGCGCUUCGCAGGCUACACAGCGGCGGGCAGGAGGGGAGGCGGAAAGUCUGGCGGAUCGCCGCGAACCCGCGAGUCAGGCGCAUCUGCCUCAGCCCCCAGCCGACGGCCUCUUCGUACCUCGGUCGGCUUCUGCGCAUGCCGACUACCAUUUCCCGGGUGUACGUACAGCCCACGGAGGAGACGACAUCCCGCCGCCUCCGGGUUGCCCCGAGGUCGCGCCGCCUGGGCUUGGCGCGUCUUUUUCGCAGCGCAUGCAUUGCGCAUCUGCAGAGGCGGCUGCGGCCGCCGCGGUCUCUGUCUCGCGGCCUCUCUCAGGACCUCGUCCCGAGGGUGGGGAGAAAGCCGACACAGAGAGAGAGGAAGAUCUGCCUUGUUUCUACGACUCCGCGCGCGACCCGCGCGCCAUGUAUGGAGCUCGGAGCAGGCGAGAGGGAGACGGGGGCGAAGCUGUCCAGGCCGCCUUCCCCGUCUCCGCUGGUAAACGGAGUUUCGACCUUCGGACAACAGAGGAAGUCGGCGACAGACGCCUUCCGUCCUCAGCUGUGAAGAUCGACGGAGACCCAGGAAGCAGCAGAGAGGCGCAUGCGAAGAAAGAGUGGAGACCUCUCGACCUUCUCUCGCUGCAGCUGGAGCCCACGGAACGAUCAGACGACGCACUCCAGUCGCCACUGCUCCCUGACAUCGACAGUCUCUGCGAUCCGUACGCGAACUCCAGUCCGUUCUCUCUGGAUGGCUCGACGCCCGUGGACUCUGCGGACGAGGCCGGCCUCGGCCCAGAUAGCCUGGAGAAGCGCACAAACAGAGACAGGUCUCUCCUUGCAGAGAAAGCGCGUCUCGGGGAGGCAGAGAGGCCCGAGAAGCAGACGCAGAGAGACAGAAGUCGGAGACUCUACUCGUGCGUUGAUCCUCUCCAGGCAGUCUGGCGCCUCCCCCUGGAACGUUUCAAUCCUCUCCUCCUCAUCCCUCGAAUUAUUUGCGAGGCAGAAGGCUGGCUACCAGGGACGACACGGUUGGCAGCCUACGGCCUGCCUCCAGACUUGUCUGCGUCCAUGCUUUGCGAGCUUCUGUUGAACUUGUUUUUCACUGCCGCUGGAGUUUCGGGCGCCUCGGCGUCGCUCGCGUCUGCAGCGCCGGCGCCGCUGGCGGCCUCCGUCGGUGAAGACCCGACCGCCGACGACGUUGGCUUCCUCUCGCUCUACGAUCCUCUGUUGCCUCCGUCGUCGCUCCCCCCUUCUGCGCGUUCGUCUUUGGUUGACUCCAAACAGGAGCGAGACGAGGGCGGCGUCUGGCGACUCGCGCAUGCACAGUCGAAGCGGGGUGUCUCCGCGGCCUCGCUAGGGUCCGCCUUCUCGCCGCGUUUCGCCUCCCCGAAGAAACCGGACUUCUUCGUCGGGCCGCGACCCGCAGAAAAGCCGCUCGCCUCGCAUGCAGAGGCCGUCGGACUCGAGAGCGUGGAGCGCGUCUCCUUUCGCGACGACGCGAGCGAGAAGUUCCCCCUUUCAGACGACUUGGUCUCGCCGCUGUUCCCCGCGCUCAUGUGCCACCCGGGCGCGGCCUUCGCGCGGCCCGCGGGUCGCCAGGCCAGCCGCGGGCCCGGGCGAGACGAGGAGAAGCCGAAGGCCCCCACCGACCUGGGGGCGCGCGUGGACUCCGAGCUCCUGACGAACUGGAAGAGACAAGGCGGAAGGGAGCUCGGGACGCAUGCUCUCGACUUGCUGCGAAGCCAGCGAAAAGUCGACAGUGAAACGCGCGACGCUCCCGCCAUGGCCCUCCUCACAUUCGCCACAGAACACGACGCGAAACGCUUCUGGCUUGUCUUCUCCACUGGGGCCUGCCAGGCGUACGGCUACACCGUGUUGUUGUCUCCGGAUCCGUCUGGUCUCGGCGUCUACACGGAGGCGUUGGCCUCCUCGGUUGCGCUGCCGGAGCUGCGCGCUCGAGUCGAGGCUCUCGGACCCUUUCCCCUGCAACGACAGGCAGGUGUCUCCAAGCCCGCGUCUCCGUCUGCGGCACUGCCGUUCUCAGUGCCGCGUCCCCUCCGGCCUUCUGUCUCCUCUGUCGCCGCUGUCUCCUCCUCUGUCUCCUCCUCUGUCUCCGCUGCGUCCUGUGCGAAGCCGAUUGUCGCCGAAUGUCCUUUAGUUUCCUCUGAGUCGCUGGCGCUCGCGCGGGAUGCCGCCGUCGCGCUGAACGCUGCCUGCCGGUGGCACGAAAAGUCGCAAAAAUGCGAGCUGCUGUUUCCCAGCGAAGAGGCCCUUCUCCUGCCCUGCGUCGCUCUGCACACCUUCCCACCUGCCUCGCAAGGCCUCCCAGUCACGGCGCUCCUUCUUGCAGUUCCGGUCCAACGCCUUUCUUCGUCUUCUUCUUCGUCUUCUUCUUCGUCUUCUCCGUCUUCUUUCUCUCCCCCGGGUCCCGAAGAGGGCGACGCGAAGAGUGGAGAGAAAGUCGAGGUCCGUCUCCUUCCUGUCGCCGUGAGGGAUCUGUGCAGGAAGAAGGAUACGGGGGCGGGGUCGUCUCUUCUGGCGCUCGCGCCUCUCGGCCCGAGCCGGGGGCCUGGAAAAGCUGCGGCGCUUGCAGGCCUUGGCGGGUCUCCCGGGCACCUCGCGAAGGCCGCGCCCAGACAGGACGAGCCCCUCGAGGAGCCUCUGAACGCGGCUGCCGCCGUUCCGGGAUCUGCGGUCUCGGGGAAGGGCGCGAAGGAGACACCUGUCUCCUCGGAGACGGUCGGCGUGGCGGGGUCGCCGAAGCCCGCCGUCGCGUCAGGGGACGGCGACGCGGCAGGGGGCGCAGAGAAGCGGACGCCGGGGGAAGGCCCGAAGGCGGGAGGGCCUCUCGGGGAAAGGCGUUCAGAGGAGCGCCAAACGGGGAAGGGUGAAGAGAAAGGCAAGCAAGUCUCGGCUCUCGCGCGCGGCGUCAAACCGCCACCCGUCGUCGCCCAAAGGUCGAACGUAUGCGCGGCGAAAAAGCGCCCUGGAGCCCCUGCAGGAACUGCCGGCUUGGCCUCCAGGGGUGUGGGGUCAGGUCCUUCGGGGCUGGAGAAAGGAGCGUCUGUCUCGGAGGAGGUGAAAUCGAAAGAGGAGAGACAAGGGAAGACGCCGACACCUGCGCCUGUUGGAGGUCUCUCGCUGCCUUCGGCCUCGCCUGGGCCUGCCUCGGUGGCCCGUACAGGCUCUGCCGGCAUUCGAGCCCCGGCGGCCAAGUCGGCAAUUGGCAGGGGCUUCGUGGGGACUCCCCAAACCCCCGAAGGCGCGACCCAGAGAGGAGGCGCUUCUCUGGGCGCACUGGCAGGGAAGGGCGAGGGCCCAAAGGGCCCAAAGGGGGCGAGUGAGGGGUCGAAGGGGGCGUCUGAAGGCCCGGUGGGGCGUGUGGGGUCGAGCAGGGAGGAGCGAGGAGAAGAGCAACGACGAGGCGGAUCAGUGAAGAAGGAUUACAAGAGAGGUCGGACGCGGCGGCGAGUGUUGUCAGAGAGCGAGAGUAGCAGCGAGAGCAGCGAGAGCAGCGACAGCUCGAAUUCAAGCGACUCUUCGAGCUCAGAUCCAUCGUCGAGUGAAGACGAAGACUCACGCAAAGAGGAGAAACGCCCGGAUGUGCCGAUCAAGAGACACCGGCUCGUGCGGCGGCAGCGCGAGGAACAGACAGAACAAGAGGGAGGCGAGGCAGACGCUGAAAAAGAAAAAGGGAAGGACGAAACGAAGGAAAGGAGAGGGGGGAGUGAACAUAACGAAGGGAAAGAAGCGAAAGAAGGAAAAGAAGAGCGAGUUCCGGAGAGACUGGAAACUGGGGGACUUCAGCGCUCGGCGUCUCUGUAUCUCGCUGCGAAGGACAAAGACGCCGGCCCGCAGCCUGCUCUACUCGCAGAAGCGGAGACAGGCGACGUACAAGACGACCGCAGCGCUCAGGGGAGCGAGGAGGAGAAAGUUGGAGGACGAGGGAAGCGGAGACGAGGAGGGGCGCCAGGAAGAGGAAGAAAGCGAGGUCGCGGAAGACGCGACGAUGCUGCGAAAGCAACGACGCCGCAGCCAACGCCGAAAGUGGAGGCGAAACGACGAGGCCGCAGUGGAAGACGCGCGAGUCCGUCGGGUCUGGUCGCGGCCGAGGGGCAGGCUCCUGAGGGCGAGGACGAGGCCCUCACCUCUGCGAGCGGCGCGUCUUUCUCGCAAGAAAAAGGUGCCUCUUUCAUUGAGACGCCUCUUCUUCCAGCUGAUGUCCGUCUUUGCUUUUCUCCUGCACGGUCGACCUCAGGAAUCGCCACGGCGUCGCCUCCGUCUCGUUCCUUCCCUUCCGAGCGUAUCCCCAGAGACAGUGGAGGGGUCGGAGACAGCAGUUGCGGGGGAGGCGGUUCCUCUCCGGGAGCCAAGACACCAGUGGAUGGGGUGCGUGAGGAAGGCGGCGGGAGACAGUCGGAGACACCUGUCUCUCUCGCGCCGAGCGGGAGAGGCCGAGGGAAACGGCGGCGGAGCGAAGGCAAUCCUCCGCCCCGUCGGUCGGUUCGCCUCCGCGGAGAAACUUCCUCGCCGCCCUUCUCGAGAGUCUCGCAGGCGCCUUCUUUCCCUGCCGUCCUGGCCUCGCCGCCUUCAGUCUCCUCGCCGGUCUCUGUGGGGCGCGGGGUCGAGGCGGACCUUCUGGAGGACCGCGGCCGAGGCCCUGUGGGGUCAGACUCGCCCUUCGCCGUGUCUCUGUUCGUUGACGGCGAGGGCGAGGCUUCUCCCGGCGGCGGCCUCUCGGCUGCAGCCAGCGACUCGAGGAGAGACCCGGCAGGCGGAGACGAGGACGGAGACAGAAGAGGAGACAGUCACCCCGCGUCGGGCGCGGCCGUGGAGCCGAACACACCCGGCCGGCUUGCGGACCGCGCGGCAGCUGAGGAGGUGGACGCCGCUGAGUCUCCACCAAAGCGGAAGGGGAAGAAUUUGCGCGUGUGAGAAGAAUCUGCAGAGAGAGGGGGAGGCGAAAAAGCGGAGUAGGAGCAGAGCGACUGGACGCAAAACGAAUGAGAGGGGAAAGCAAGAAAAGACAAGGAAGGCAAAGAGUGUCUACAGCUCCCCUACCUACCAGAGCGGGUGCUGCAGGAGUCGCCGAGCGUUGUUCAGUUCCGGAAAGAAGGUAGUCGAACGGACGAGAAAGGCGACAGCAACGGAGGGAGAGAGUCGGGUGGAGCUAUCAACAGAAAAGCGAAGCAAGCAUGUCGAAAGAAAUACACGCAAAAGAAUAAUGACCGUCUGCGCCCACGUGGACCUCAACAAGAAACCCAAAGUGUGGUUAUCUACUUGUGCACAUGCACAUAUACAGAUCCGUACGUAUAUACGUAUAUAUAUAUAUAUAUAUAUAUAUAUUUAUAUGUAUAUAUAUAUAUGUAUAUAUAUAUAUAUAUGUAUAUAUAUAUAUAUAUAUGUAUAUAUAUAUAUAUAUAUGUAUAUAUGUACGUGUGUACAUGUAUACAGCUUUACUUCUGUGCAUACUUGUGUCUUCAUGCAUACAUACGCGAAUACGAGUAGGUAGGCAUGUAGAUGUGUGUACGUGUCACGACAGCUCGAAGAAAUGGAUUUGUGGUUGAAGGGAUGCACCAGUUGUUUCUUUGUGAGUCCGGAAGCAUGCGCAUGCAAAGACUUGCAUACAGAAGAGGGGGGGCAGGUGCACAACGGCAGGAUCUUCUUCGACAUGGCAGCAGAGGAAGGCGGAGAAGUGGAUGGACGGAAAGCCGAGCUAAGCGAGAACAGGAGGCAAAGGCGACGCUUGAAGCAUGCACAGAUGGGC